CAACGCUCAUCUCUAAGGUGUAGGCUUAAAGUUAGACAUGAGCGAUAACGAUUAUCGUUUUGGUUUUGGCAAAGAUAAAAUUGAAAUAAAUAAGUUAAAACACGAUGGCUUGUGGCGAUUAAAUCUUAAUAAUAAUAACAAUCUUGUGGCGUGCAACUCAACACACAAUUAUAGCAGCCUCGAUGGCGAUGAGCAGGCGAAAUUGCAAAGGACUAUGGCAAAAGCGAAACAGAAACAGACAACAGCAGCAGCUGCCACAGCAACAACAACAACAACGACGACAGCAGUAGCAACAACAACAGCAACAACAAUGUCAAUACCGACAGCUACAACAGCAGCAACAACAACGAUAGGCGCUGUUGCUGUGACGCCCACUUGUGUCGCACACAUUGAGGACGAGGGCGGAGGAGAAGGAUGCGACGGCGCUGCAGCGGACGACGAUGACGGCGACUGCGCUGCAGCUGGCGCAGGCCUAGUCACCAGUGAUAAGCUUAAUGGCAUCAGCAUUGGCGCUGCCUACGGUCUGAUUGAGCUGCCAGCGCUGAAUUGCGAUUUGGCAGCUGCAGCGGCGGCGGUUGCUGCCUCCGCACUCUCGCCCACCGAUGCGGCAAUUGGCGGCCUCAGCUCCAGUCGCACCUCAAUGAACAACUCCACUGAGAAUCUGAGCUACGCCAGCGACAAUUAUUAUGCCGACGAUCUCAUACUGCUGGACGAUGACGACGAAGAUGACGAUGUGGAGGCCGAGGAGAUAUCGCUCAAUUCGGAUGACUGCGUCUAUGCGUACCGCGGCGAUGCCGCUGACUUUGACAUGGCUGCGCUCGACGCCAGCACUGGCCGUGGUGGACGCAAUUUGGAUUUCGGUCUGGUGCGUGAUGAUGAGACGGAUUUUCUUGAAAUGGACUUUGAGCCAGAUCCCUCGUCCGAGCUGGAGUUUGUGGCGAACGCACAGGAAGCGGCAGCAGGACAUGCAAAUUUGCUGCUAAUGCAACGCGAUUACAGUCAGUUACAGAGCGGUCGACACAUGGCCACGCCCACUCAGCCUAGGCAACUCUAUAGUUCGCCAAUUGAGGAGUUAGCAUUGCCAGCGCCACAGGAAGCGCUGCAGCGUUUGAGCAAGAAAUUUGCACGCAUUAGCCUUAAUUUGGAUCAGAUUAAGGCCGAUGCUGAUGCUGGCUCUGAUGUGGAUGCUGAUGAGCUGCUCUGCGGCACUAAGGAUGAUGAACAGGACUUCGUAGAUGCGACCACAGCAGAUGUCAACACACUGGCCCACUCGCUGCCCAACACACUCGCCUACAGUAGCUUCAAUCGCAGCACCAGCGUGCCCAGCGAACCAACUCAUGCAGACGAAGAGACGUGCAACUCGAAGCUGACAGGCGCUAAGCCUAAGCGUUUGAGCACGCUUUCCAACUCCUCAUCCUUAGUGUCCGCCUCGAAGAGCUGCGCUUCCUCAUCAAAGUCGCGUCGCUCGCAGCCCAGUUACGAUGAGCGUUGCUAUAGCUGCACAGAUUUUCGUGCCGUUUCGCAGCAACAGCAGCUCCAGCUGCAGCUGCAGCAACAACAGGAAGAUGUGGCACCCAUGCUGGUUGCGGCGGCAGCUGUGGUGGCCGCUAGUGCCGCCAUGGCCAGCAAUUCGACAAAAUUUGAUUUGGGCAGCGGGGAAGAGACCUGCCUCGAUUGCCUCGAGAAGGAGUUUCUGGCCAAUACGAUUGGCAAAGCUCUCGAUUUGAGCAGCUGUGUCAAGUGUAGACGGCGCGUUGGCGGGCGUGGCAGCAGCCUUUCGCUCUACACACGCGCCGAGCAGACGCGCUGUCGCAGCGGCUCGCCUGGCUACUUAGAUGAAUUUGGCGGCCUCUUUAGCUGGCACAAUACAGCCGGCGACAUGGGUCUAUAUAACCAAAGGUUUAUUUCGUGUGAUAAUAAUUUUGGCGGCAGGCAGCUGCUCAAGCAAAGCUUUUCGACUGAACCGCUGGUGGCGCGCCUGUCCACGGCGCAUCUGAGUGAGGAGCAUCUGGUGCAGGCGCUGGACAAACUUCACAUUUCCUACAACGCAUCUCUGUUGCAUGCCUACUUUGAGCAGCUUGCAGCGCCAUCGCCGCCAACUGCUGGCAAUUUAAAGCAGCUGCUGUUGCAUAUCUCGAAACAGCAAUGCAAUCAUCGUAAGCUCAAAAAGCUGAUCGAGCUCAUUGUGAAGCAGCAACCGCAGCAACAGCAGCUAAGUGUGGAAUUCAAGCGGACUAACGCAGGCCCCGGUGCACUGGUGGCCGUCAAGGUGAGCGAUAUAUUGGACGCCUGGAAACGCCAUCAAGAUCUCUAUGUGCUGCGGCAAUUGGAUGCGCGUUUUCAUCGUGCCAAUGUGCUGGGCAAAAUUGGACACAUUGUGCGGCAGGCACAGCAGCAACAACAACAGCCGGCGGCAACCACUUCCGCUUCGGCUGCGGCUUCAACUUCAAUAUCAUCCAUGCGGCAAGCGCUGCCUGAUUUUCUAAUGAUACCACAAUAUUAUGCUUGUGGUGAAUUAACAUUAACAUUGACGCGUUAAAAGCCGCCCAGUACACACACACACACGUGCAUACACGCCACAAAAAAUGUUUAUGCGUGGCUGCAUUUUGUUAAUUUUCAAAUUGAGAUUUUUCAAAUGCAAUGCUCUAAGUUUAUAUAGAUCUGUGCCGGUUUACUUCUUUCACAAAAUGUCAAAAAUAUAUACACUAUAUAGUUAAAAAUUUAAACAGAUGACAAAAGCUAAUUCCAUACA
This is a messenger RNA of Drosophila hydei, 2752 nucleotides long. RefSeq lists its product as uncharacterized. The record is from RefSeq and is a predicted model, not a curated record. Lineage: Eukaryota; Metazoa; Arthropoda; Insecta; Diptera; Drosophilidae. The transcript is spliced from 5 exons. Bases 38 to 2539 code for a protein of 833 amino acids. Gene Ontology annotation, molecular function: transcription cis-regulatory region binding. Gene Ontology annotation, cellular component: nucleus. Gene Ontology annotation, biological process: regulation of transcription by RNA polymerase II.